AUGUCCACCGAUCCCAAGUUCAAUGACCUGCACCAUCAACUUUUCGAAGAAGGCCUCAAAGUCCGCCGGGCCGUUGUCGGUGAAUCCUACGUCAAUAAAGCACUCGAAAAUGGGUCGACUGAAUUCUCUCGACCGGGCCAAGAACUCAUCACAGAGUGGGCGUGGGGAAAUAUCUGGACACGCCCGGGAUUAGAACGACGGGAUCGCAGCCUGCUCAAUAUCGGCAUGCUCAUGGCUCUGAAUCGCGGACCGGAACUGGCGGUUCAUAUUCGGGGUGCUCGGAAUAAUGGGCUGAGUGAGCUUGAGAUUCGGGAGGCUAUUCUUCAUGCGACAGUUUAUUGUGGUGCUCCUGCUGGUGUGGAUGCAAUGAAGGUUGCUGAGCGGGUGUUGAAUGAGAUGGCGGAGAAUGGGGAGAUGCCGCGCGAGCUGGGGUCGAAGGUACAUUUGGAGAAAGAAAAGAAGAUAUAG
Penicillium malachiteum is the source of this 468-nucleotide messenger RNA. RefSeq names its product CMD-domain-containing protein. The coding region runs from base 1 to 468 and encodes 155 amino acids. The transcript has a single exon. NCBI's taxonomy places the organism in Eukaryota, Fungi, Ascomycota, Eurotiomycetes, Eurotiales, Aspergillaceae. Gene Ontology annotation, molecular function: peroxiredoxin activity. The record is from RefSeq and is a predicted model, not a curated record.